CCCGCCCAGAAGUGUCGCCGGGCAGCGCUGACAUUGAGUUGGUGGGCAGAGUCUGAUUUUCCGUUCCCCCUCCUUUCCUGCGACCUACAUAGAGGAGACGUGACCUCCACCCCCACGCAGCGCAGGCACCGACGAUGUCACUCAUCGGCGCCUGCACCGAUCCAGAUACCUAAUUAGGAGCGGGCAGAUACUCAUGUGAUACCGGCACAUUUAGAAUUCACCAGCUUAGUCUGCUAUUUAUAAUGUGGGGUAAUCGAGUGGUUUGUUCUACUUAUUGCGAAGCUGGAAACUGAAAGUAAAGAUGAUCAGUUUCACUUUUCGUAUCCUUUGGUGAGAACUGUGAGAACUAAAUCUGGACAGAAGGUACAUAAAGAAGAAAAACGCGUCCUUUAAAUACAAGUUCAGACCCAGUCCUGAAGAUUUAACAGUGGAAACUUUAAAGUUUCCCGUGGUCAGCAAAUGAAUCAAAGAGGAACCCCACCCUUGAGACUGAAGGAGUGGCUUAUACUUCAGAUAGAAAGUGGCCAGUAUCCUGGUCUUCGGUGGGAAAAUGAAAAGAAAACAAUGUUCAGAAUUCCAUGGAAACAUGCGGCCAAACAUAACUACAGGGAAGAAGAAGAUGCCGCUUUAUUCAGGGCCUGGGCUAUACAUAAGGGAAAGUAUCGAGAGGGAACCAUCAAGGAAGACCCUUCAGUUUGGAAGACAAGACUCCGAUGUGCCCUAAACAAAAGCCCAGACUUUGAGGAGGUCAUGGAGUGCUACCAUGACUGUGGUGAACCCUACAAACGCUAUUGCAUCGUUUCUGAUCCUCAAGAGAAAACACAUGAGGGGUCCAAAGAACCCAUCAAGAAUCUGCGGAAAGAAGAACCCUCAAGGACACCCACAAUCAAAACAGGAAGUAAAGCAUUGGAAGGUCCAUUAAAUCCACAUGGUUCUUCUGAACAUCUGCAACUGCAAAGCCCAAUCAGCCCAAAGGAUGGAGAAAGUUUUUCUUUUCCAGUCAUCUUACAGUCUCAAAACGAUUAUCAUAAAGUAGCAGAUGUUUCAAAGGAAGCCAUUAUCAUCCCACCAGCAUCCACUUCAUCAGCAGAUUAUUGGCUACAUGUCCGCCUUUACUACCAGGGUAAGCUGGUCACUGAAGUCACCACGCAGACAGCUGAAGGGUGCCGCAUUAUCCCUCUGUCAUCAUCCGACCAUGAACACAUGCUGGGCUCAUCGUACCCAUUGCAGGAUAUCCCUUUACCACCACCCCAGGAGCUACAUGGCAUCCUGUCCCUAGAGAUGCAACUGGUGGUCAAGAAGUUGUUGUUCCAUCUGGACAAAGGAGUGGUGCUGUGGGUGGCACCUGAGGGGGUCUACAUAAAACGCCAAUGUCAAGUACGUGUCUACUGGACUGGUCCCCUAGCUCCUAAUACUGACAAGCCUAACAAGCUGGAGAGAGAGAAGACCAGCAAGGUGUUGGACACAGAACGCUUCAUGCAUGAGCUUCAGAUGUAUGUUAAAAACAUGGGCCCCGAACCCCAGUAUAAGAUUCAGCUCUGCUUCGGAGAGGAAUAUCCAGGGUCAAUGCAGAACCCCAAAAAGUAUAUAACUGCUCAUGUGGAGCCGGUGUUUGCUCGAGAACUGCUUGUAAAUGUAAAGACAAAACUAAGGAAGGACCCUAUGGCCCACAAGAUUCACUGCUGCAUGAACGACUCACCCUGAAUAAUCCUGCACUUUUCUCCAAGCUGUCCCACUUUUUAGUUAUAUCUUAUUUUUGGAAAGCUGGAUGACAGCUAAUAUGGUAGCCAUUAUUGCAUGGCAUGAUGGCAGUGGGGGGAAGAGUUAAAGGGGUACUCCGGUGCUUAGACAUCUUA
Molecule: messenger RNA, 1856 nt
Organism: Hyla sarda
Lineage: Eukaryota; Metazoa; Chordata; Amphibia; Anura; Hylidae
Product: interferon regulatory factor 4-like
Exons: 11
Coding region: 460-1704 (414 amino acids)
Biological process (GO): regulation of transcription by RNA polymerase II; immune system process
Cellular component (GO): nucleus
Molecular function (GO): protein binding; RNA polymerase II cis-regulatory region sequence-specific DNA binding; DNA-binding transcription factor activity, RNA polymerase II-specific
Source: RefSeq, a predicted model, not a curated record